Fulvia fulva is the source of this 984-nucleotide messenger RNA. RefSeq lists its product as uncharacterized. The transcript has 2 exons. The record is from RefSeq and is a predicted model, not a curated record. Gene Ontology annotation, molecular function: transmembrane transporter activity. Bases 1 to 984 code for a protein of 327 amino acids. Gene Ontology annotation, biological process: transmembrane transport. NCBI's taxonomy places the organism in Eukaryota, Fungi, Ascomycota, Dothideomycetes, Mycosphaerellales, Mycosphaerellaceae.
AUGGCAGCACUGGAGAACGAGAAGAAAGCGGUCGACUUUGGAAUCGAGGUCAGCCUUGAUGUAGAGUCUGGACAAGUCACGACAGAAGUGCUUUACGACAAGCAUGGCUUCGAACUGUUCCCUCAGCCUGUUCCAGAUGACAGUCUUGACCCAUUGAACUGGUCGUCAUUUCAGAAACAUGGGAUACUUGGUAUCGUCAUGUCGUUGUACUUUAUGUUCACUUGCGUCACGACUAACACAGUCCCAUCCUUCCCUGCGCUGCAAACACAAUUUGCCGUCUCAGUCGAGCAAAUCAACUGGACAGUCGCCAUACCAGCACUUGGACUCACAAUUGGCCCGCUCCUGUGGUCUUCGCCAGCUGACAUCAUUGGACGUCGCCCUAUCUUCAUCUUUGGCACAAUCAUGGCCAUCGCCGCCACCAUUGGAGCUGCUCUGGCCGAUUCUUAUUCUGGCUACAUGGCAGCUAGGUUCUUCCAGGGCCUUGGAGUAUCUCCCGCUGCAACUGUCGGACUGGCUAUCAUCAACGACCUCUUCUUCGAGCAUCAACGAGGAGAGAAGGUGGGGCUGUGGGUGUUGGCGAUCGACCUGGGCCUACUCGUUGGUCCUUUGAUCGGCGGCUUCAUAAAUCUUGUCAGCUCUGCAUGGAUCCAAUGGCUAACAGCAAUAAUGCUGGGUGCUAUCUUACUCGCUGAGAUCUUCUUCCUCCCUGAGACAUUAUACCCGCGCAACAAAAUGUUGGCGAGGAGAAGGCAUAGUACUGCAGCAGCGGAGAAGAUGCUUGGCCUCCAGGCGGAAGUCAAGCGCUCGAAGAGUCUGCGAUAUGUCAACGUCGCACCUCUACCAGGCAUGAAGCACCCGAAAGCAUGGGAUACUCUCGUGCGUUUUGGCAAGACGUUCCGAUAUGCCGUGGUUCCUGUUGCCGUAGCCACGUACGCCUUUGGCUGGUAUUGGUGGUUCUAUCAGUUAUCACGAUGGUGCCAGUAG